AUGAAGAUUGUGCUCCAAAAAGUCAGUCGUGCUUCUGUUACAGUUGAUUCUCAAAUCGUGUCUGCCAUCAACACCGGCUUCAUGCUCCUGGUGGGUAUUUCCGUCGACGACGGUGACCAGGAUAUCGAGAAGCUUUCCAGAAAAGUGGUCUCACUGCGUGCUUUCGAUGACAACGAAGGCUACGGAUGGAAAAAAAACAUACGUGAAGUGAAUGGUCAGAUUUUGUCAAUUUCGCAGUUUACGCUGCUGGGACAGACGAAAAAGGGCACCAAGCCGGACUUCCACCAAGCCCAAAAGGGACAUUUGGCCAAGGAGCUCUACGACAAGUUUCUAGGCCUAUUGCGUCAAGAAUUGGGCCAGGAAAACGUCAAAGAUGGAGUUUUUGGUGCCAUGAUGAGUUGCGAGCUGGUCAACGAGGGACCAGUGACACUUAUUUUAGACACGAAGGAUUAG
Lachancea lanzarotensis is the source of this 453-nucleotide messenger RNA. It is a transcript of the gene DTD1, whose product is annotated as LALA0S12e03356g1_1. The record is from RefSeq and is a predicted model, not a curated record. Bases 1 to 453 code for a protein of 150 amino acids. Gene Ontology annotation, biological process: tRNA metabolic process. Gene Ontology annotation, cellular component: cytoplasm. Lineage: Eukaryota; Fungi; Ascomycota; Saccharomycetes; Saccharomycetales; Saccharomycetaceae. The transcript is spliced from 2 exons. Gene Ontology annotation, molecular function: D-tyrosyl-tRNA(Tyr) deacylase activity.